This is a messenger RNA of Phycodurus eques (leafy seadragon), 1338 nucleotides long. Its product is annotated as platelet-derived growth factor subunit A-like. The record is from RefSeq and is a predicted model, not a curated record. NCBI's taxonomy places the organism in Eukaryota, Metazoa, Chordata, Actinopteri, Syngnathiformes, Syngnathidae. Gene Ontology annotation, biological process: positive regulation of cell migration; platelet-derived growth factor receptor signaling pathway; positive regulation of phosphatidylinositol 3-kinase/protein kinase B signal transduction. Gene Ontology annotation, cellular component: membrane. The transcript has 6 exons. Bases 288 to 887 code for a protein of 199 amino acids. Gene Ontology annotation, molecular function: platelet-derived growth factor receptor binding; growth factor activity.
UUUGAGGAUUAUUCCGUUGAAAUGGGAUUCUGAAGAAUUUCAUGCCUUUGUCUGUGGAUGCAUCACUUUUUUAAAUUUUAUUUAUUUUAUUUUUAUUUAUUUAUUUACAUUUUGGGGGCAGAAAGAACUUCAUUCCCCUUAAUUGCGGUUUGGUUCAAGUCUGGCUGGUUCUCUUUCUCCUGAGGCAUGGUUACGAGCUCCGGCCGAGAGCAGGGAGCGACACCCGGGCUCCGUCAGUGUACCCCGUACGCCCCUUCCCGGAGCCUCCCCAGCGGACCUGAGAGGAGAUGAGACCCGCCCUCUACCAACUCCUCGCCGGCUGCCUCUGCCUCAUACGAGCCGCUGCCGAGGAGUCGCCUCUUCCCCGGGAGCUUGUACAGCGGCUCUCCCGCAGCGACAUCCGGAGCAUCAACGACCUCCAGCGGCUGCUCGGGAUAGACACCGUAGAAACCGAGCUGAUCGAGGAGACAAAAUACGACGAUGACAAGGUCUUCUCUCACACCCUCCCGGACCACAGGCGAGCGCAAACAAAUGCGCGUCAUAGGAGGAGCACUCUGGUGGAGGAGGCGUUGCCUGCAGGCUGCAAGGUGCGCACCACCAUAUACGAGAUCCCUCGCAGUCAGGUGGACCCCACCGCUGCCAACUUCAUCAUCUGGCCACCCUGCGUGGAGGUGAAGCGCUGUACGGGCUGCUGCAACACCAGCAACAUGAGGUGCCAGGCGGCCCACAAGCACCACCGCACCAUCAGGGUGGCCAAGUUGCAGUAUGUGCGGCGGCGGCCCAAACUGAGGGAGGUGCAGGUGCAACUGGAGGACCACCUGGAGUGCACGUGCGCCAACAGGCGGCAGUUCGACCCAACCUCGGACACAGACAACGGCAUCAGGUGAAUACAGUGGAUGGAUGAUGGAAUUAGAGCAGCAUUUGGGACAACAGCGAGAGCAUGACAAGGCUAUACUGCACACUUUUGAGCCAUUUAGCAUCCUGCUCACGGAACAUUACGUAAAGGAAGUAAUGCCGCCACCUUUUGGGACCUUUUGGUGGAUAUUUGACCCACAAAGACGAGCGCCGUUGUUCCUCGAUGGAGAUACGGGAUGAGAAGAGAGGUGGGACUUCUUGCAUAACCCUCUCAUCGUCGUCUUGGAUCAUAAACUGGGAUGAAUCCUCUCUACAGGCUGGGAUUAAGACUUAAAUUUUUUAAAAAUAUAUAUAUAUUCCGACAUUUAUCUCGCAUAUUGUGUACACUCUUGUUUGUAUAACCGCUAUGUUAUCAUCACGAAGAAGGCAGGAGGAAACAUCCUCUUGACAUGUAACCGUUACUAAUAAACUAUUUAUACUGGA